Chrysochloris asiatica (Cape golden mole) is the source of this 4702-nucleotide messenger RNA. RefSeq names its product p21 protein (Cdc42/Rac)-activated kinase 7 (gene PAK5). The record is from RefSeq and is a predicted model, not a curated record. Gene Ontology annotation, cellular component: cytoplasm. The transcript has 10 exons. NCBI's taxonomy places the organism in Eukaryota, Metazoa, Chordata, Mammalia, Afrosoricida, Chrysochloridae. Gene Ontology annotation, biological process: intracellular signal transduction; protein phosphorylation; cytoskeleton organization. The coding region runs from base 443 to 2611 and encodes 722 amino acids. Gene Ontology annotation, molecular function: ATP binding; protein serine/threonine kinase activity.
AAAACCCGGAGCCGCGGCGUGCACUCAAGGAAAGUCCUCCUAGGGGCGAAGCUGGGCAGCUGGGCAUGCUCAGUAGCAGGGGGAGGCUUGGGUGGAGAGUAGAAAGCUUUGGCUCUAUCUCCCACCCUCUUCUCUCUGGCUCCCGCCCCUCUUGCCCCUGCCCAGCCGUAGUAGUUCCCCAGCGUGCGCCCAGGGAGACCGGGAACAUGGCGCUCGGAGCGCUGUAGCAGUCGAGAAGAAGAAAGGGAUGAACCACUGCGCUUCGUUGACAGCCAGCCACCAGAAAAUACUGCAGUGAAAUGUGUCUACACUUCGCCAAAAUGAACACUGAGGAAAAUGAAGAAAACUGAAGAAUUCCAAUCCAAAGUUACAGAAUUGAAAUAGUCACACUUCUCCGGAGUCUUUAAUUUCUCCACAGCCAUCAUAAAAAGGUUUUUGCAUCAUGUUUGGAAAGAAAAAGAAAAAGAUUGAAAUAUCUGGCCCAUCCAACUUUGAACACAGGGUGCACACUGGGUUUGAUCCACAAGAACAGAAAUUUACCGGCCUCCCCCAGCAGUGGCACAGCCUGUUAGCAGAUACAGCCAACAGGCCGAAGCCCAUGGUAGACCCUUCCUGCAUCACACCCAUCCAACUGGCCCCCAUGAAGACAAUCGUUAGAGGAAACAAAUCCUGCAAGGAAACCUCCAUCAACGGCCUGCUGGAGGAUUUCGACAACAUCUCGGUGACACGUUCCAACUCCCUGAGGAAAGAAAGCCCACCCACCCCGGACCAGGGAGCCUCCAGCCAUGGCCCCCGCCGUUCAGGAGAAAAUGGCUUCAUCACCUUCUCCCAGUAUUCCAGUGAGUCGGACACUACUACCGACUACAGCACGGACAAGUACAGAGACAAGGGCCUCUAUGGGGACGAUCUGGAUCCAUAUUAUAAAGGCAGCCACGGAGCCAAGCAAAAUGGGCACGUGAUGAAAACGAAGCGCGGCGAGGCCUUCUACUCCGAAAUGAAGCCUUUGAGAUCCACGGUUUGCAGAUUCCCUGGCGAUUACCACACACACUUAGACUCACUGAGCAAACCCAGUGAAUACGGGGACCUCAAGUGGGACUACCAGAGAGCCUCGAGUAGCUCCCCAUUAGACUACCGAGACCCGUUCCAACAAUUCACUCCUUCCAGAACUGCAGGGACCAGCAGGUGCUCCAAAGAGAGCCUGGCGUACAGCGAAAGUGAGUGGGGACCCAGCCUGGAUGACUAUGACAGGAGGCCCAAGUCAUCGUACCUGCACCAGACCAGCCCUCAGCCAGCCAUGCGGCAGAGGUCCCGAUCAGGCUCAGGACUCCAGGAGCCCAUGAUGCCCUUUGGAACAAGUGCAUUUAAGACCCACCCCCAAGGACACGCGUACAACUCAUACACCUACCCUCGCCUAUCUGAGCCCACAACGUGCAUUCCCAAGGUGGACUAUGACCGGGCACAGAUGGUUUUCAGCCCUCCACUGUCCGGGUCUGACACCUACCCCAGGGGCCCCACCAAGCUACCUCAAAGUCAAAGCAAAGCGGGCUACUCUCCAAGCAGCCACCAGUACCCAUCUGGGUACCACAAAGCCACUCUGUACCACCACCCCUCUCUGCAGACCAGUUCACAGUACAUCUCCACAGCUUCUUACCUGAGCUCUCUGAGUAUCUCAUCCAGUACCUACCCUCCACCCAGCUGGAGUUCCUCCUCAGACCAGCAGCCCUCCAGGGUGUCCCACGAACAGUUUCGGGCUGCCUUGCAACUGGUGGUCAGCCCAGGAGACCCCAGGGAAUACUUGGACAACUUCAUCAAAAUAGGGGAAGGGUCAACCGGUAUUGUGUGCAUCGCCACUGAGAAACACACAGGGAAGCAAGUGGCUGUGAAGAAAAUGGACCUCCGAAAGCAACAAAGACGAGAACUGCUUUUUAAUGAGGUUGUCAUAAUGCGGGAUUACCACCAUGACAAUGUGGUUGACAUGUACAACAGCUAUCUUGUCAGUGAUGAACUCUGGGUAGUCAUGGAAUUUUUAGAAGGCGGUGCCUUGACAGAUAUAGUUACUCAUACCAGAAUGAAUGAAGAACAGAUAGCUACCGUCUGUUUGUCGGUUCUGAGAGCCCUCUCCUACCUUCAUAACCAAGGAGUGAUCCACAGGGACAUCAAGAGUGACUCCAUUCUCCUGACCAGUGAUGGCCGGAUAAAGUUAUCUGACUUUGGUUUUUGUGCUCAAGUUUCCAAAGAAGUGCCAAAGAGGAAAUCACUGGUUGGCACUCCAUACUGGAUGGCACCUGAGGUGAUUUCUAGACUGCCUUAUGGGACAGAGGUGGAUAUCUGGUCACUUGGGAUCAUGGUGAUAGAAAUGAUUGAUGGGGAGCCUCCAUACUUCAACGAGCCCCCACUCCAGGCGAUGCAGAGGAUCCGGGACAGUUUACCUCCAAGAGUGAAAGACCUACACAAGGUUUCUUCAGUGCUGCGGGGCUUCCUAGACCUGAUGUUGGUGAGGGAGCCUUCUCAAAGAGCUACAGCCCAGGAACUCCUUGGACAUCCAUUCUUGAAACUGGCAGGCCCACCAUCUUGCAUCGUUCCCCUCAUGAGGCAAUAUAGGCAUCACUGAGCAGAGAAUUCAUGCAGAUGGAAAGGUUAGAUAAGGACAUGAGACUAAUUCAGGAGAACAUUAGGAACUCAUGGAUCAGUGCACGCAGGAGGCCUGUGCAUUCUAGACCAGCUGAUUGGUGGGACAGUGCGAUGACCGGCAGGGUUUGACAGACCAGGGCAUCUUCUUGUGUCUUAAAUAGGCAUCUCUCCACUGAAACUGGCGAGGUCAUUCGAAGCACGGCUUUUCUAAGUCAUUACAUUUUUCAAUCCUUCAUACAGCAAAUCAGAAGGACUCAGUACAAACUCCAUUAUAAUAUAUCCUAGCCACAUGCAGGGUAAUGCGUAAGAUUUUCUAUUUCAAAUGAAUACUUUUCUGGCAAAAAAAAAAAGAAGAAAGAAAGGAAACUAAAAAGCACUUUUUUCUUAAUGGUAGCAGUGUAAUGUAUUUUGCAAUGAAUUUGUAAUUUUUCUGUACGAUAGUUUUGAUAAUUUAUAGUACUUUGAUGUCACGUAGCUAUUGUAUCAGUUGAAGUAAAACUUGUUUCAUAGCAGGAGUUUGAACAAAGCCUUUCCUACUUUUUUAAUCCCUUUCAGAGAACCAAGGAUUCUUUAGAACUUUGAAUACUGAAUGAAUCUCUCAAUCACCGUCAGCUUUAGUAGCCUCUUUCUGAGUUUAACAAGUGUCUUAUAUGAUGGAAGAAGAAUUAAGAGUGAUGGUGAUGGUGGUGCACAUUUCAUUUAUCCAACCAAAAACUAAUCUAAUAAAAUUUACACCACACUAUACCACCAAACUACUCCUUGGAAUCAAGCUAAGUAAUUUGAAAAAAAAAAAAAAAAAAAUUGUCUUUUUCUUCAAGGUUAUUGACAGCAAACCAUUUGUUGCAUAGCAGGAUGCUCCCCCUAGUGCCCUUUUUCAAAUGGGUAUAGUGUUCCCUUGUGGCCAAAUUCCCUUUUCAAGGAGCGAUUUAAGUGCUAGGAUCAUUGGACUUAGUUCCCCAAAUUGAAUGUUUCAAAGAAGCCGUGAAAAUCCCAGACUCGUAAAAGGAAAGGAGGGAGAAUGGGGCAAGAUGUUUGGUUUCGUUUGUUGCUGUUUUAAAACUGUAUGCUAGCACACCAAACUCUUGUCUGUAUUUAGCUUUGUACCACAGUAUUAAUCGCUAUUGUUCAUGUAUUGUGCUGGAAGUCUGAACUGACACUAGAGAAUGAUUUACCAAGAGGGUAUUUUACCAGGUAUGAUCUGACUUCAGUUGUGACCAUGUUUAAUGUGUUUCUGACAUAGGAGCGUUGUGCUGCUGUCUAGAUCUUCUUGAAUGUUGAUAAAAAUGAAUGACUACUACAAUACAUUUUGUGUUGCUUGUUGGAUGAAUUUGCAUGUUAACUGUAGGCCAGUAUAGAUUUGCCUUUAAAACUCUGGAAGAACUACAUAGUCAUCAUUAGGUUCUAUUAAUUAUGCAUCAAACAAAAGCCAUUUUUACCAAACUGGAAAACUAGAGGCUUCUCUUAAUGACUUGACAUACUGUUAAAAAUACAAAUUUAAAUUUGUGAACAUGCUCUGGUUGCUCUAAGCAUAAUUAAGAAUUUUUGUAAUUAAUAGGUUGCUAAUUAUUUAUUAUAGUUAAAAAGGGGAGAAAAAGGCAGAAAAUGACCUUCUACUGAUUAGAUUUUCAGUUUUUCCCCCAAACUGGAAAUGCCUCACCAUAAAUAGGAUCUAUAAUUUUGUUUCUUAAAAUUCAGCAGAUCAAGGUUUUAUGUAAAAUAUUAAAAAAUGGGUAUAGAAAUGUAAUCAGAACAAUCUAAAGACAGAAAAUUGCAGUUCUAAAAGUUCAUGAAACAGAUGAAAAUAAUUAAAACAGGACUAUGUAGAAGACGAAAGAAAAGGAAAAUUUUUUAACUGGGACAAAUAUCAAUAACUGUUGUAGAAAAUGGUGGAUUUUGGAUUCCAAACAUUUUUGACAGUGUACUGGAAAUUUUUCUGUAAUUUUCUUAUCACUGGGUAUUUUUUAAGGUAUUCACUGAGUUUAACAAAACUUACUGUAGCUUACAAAGAUUUGUGAGCACUACCUAUUGGCAGAAAAUGCACUUGCAAAUAAAAAUAAAUGUUUGCCUUUUC